GAUGACCAGAGACUGCAGACAUGUACAGGGGAUGACCAGAGACUGCGGACAUGGUACAGGGAUGACCAGAGACUGCGGACAUGGUACAGGGAUGACCAGAGACUGCGGACACAGUACAGGAGAUGACCAGAGACUGCGACAUGGUACAGGGGAUGACCAGAGACUGCGGACAUGGUAAGGGGAUGACCAGAGACUGCAGACAGUACAGGGGAUGACCAGAGACUGCGGACACAGUACAGGAGAUGACCAGAGACUGCGGACACAGUACAGGAGAUGACCAGAGACUGCGGACACAGUACAGGGAAUGACCAGAGACUGCGGACAG
Staurois parvus is the source of this 325-nucleotide messenger RNA. The record is from the annotation of a GenBank genome assembly. Lineage: Eukaryota; Metazoa; Chordata; Amphibia; Anura; Ranidae.